Messenger RNA from Bicyclus anynana (squinting bush brown), 1203 nucleotides. RefSeq lists its product as uncharacterized. The record is from RefSeq and is a predicted model, not a curated record. The transcript has 4 exons. Bases 1 to 1152 code for a protein of 383 amino acids. Lineage: Eukaryota; Metazoa; Arthropoda; Insecta; Lepidoptera; Nymphalidae.
AUGCCUCCGGAGAUAUCCCUCCCGGUGCAGCGCGUUCUCCGCACCAUGAUCUCAGGAGUGAUGCUGGCUCAGUGCUUCACCGUCUACGUCUAUCUCUCCUCCUACAUAGUGUUGCUGUAUCCAGUGUUUUUGGAAGAACGACAUAACUUAGUGCUGCCAUGGCUUCUGUUAGCCGCAAUAAGGAACUUGCUCUGCGAACUGACUAGCUUGGCACUAGGCCUCGGCACGUGUGUUCUCCUGGGACCAGCCCGCCCGCCUUGCAUUCGAUUUGUAAUCACCAAGCUGGCCUCAAUCAUGCCCGCAUUUUAUAUGUGGAUGCUAGUUCUUGGGUAUUACCACAAUUUAAAAAUGGCAUCGGCAUUCAAAACAUUCCCAGCGGCAUUGCCAGCGAAGGACCUUGAUUACGGACUGGAAUUAGCUGUGCGUAGACGUCGGACCAAGUCUCUACAAGGUGAAGAUCAGUUGCGAAAAAAACUCAUUGCAAGUCUUUAUUCCGAGCAAGUUUCCAUAUCAGAUAAAAUGGCCACACCAAUUCUGACCACUAUUCAUGAAUCAAACAGAAGUUCAGCAAAAAUCAGCGAAGUUGUCAGUGACGAAGAUAUUGUUACGUCUCCCUCAGAUGCUCAGUAUCCCUUGGCCGUUACAUCUAACAGAACAAUGUCUGAUAUAGGCACAUACGAAGACUGGUUUGGUAGCGAAGUAGUAGUACCUCGUGAUGCAGACCGCAUUCUAGAACAGUUUGUAUUAAUGCUAUUGCGAAUUGAUGCUUAUUUGAAAACAGAAAACGCAGACUCCAUAAGACUGUUUAAUUCAAAUUCCCAAGCUUUUUUAGGGCAGUACUAUAAAUGUACUGCUAUGCCAUCUGAAGAAACUGACACUCCACCUUUAGUCGGAAGCAGUAAAGGCAGAAUGGCUUCAUAUUUGCUUGAUUAUCCUCAAAUUUUUGGAAAAAAGCCAGACGUAUUGGGAAACUUAAAUGCACCAGAUAGCAAUCUUCUAACAGUCAGGAGUAGUCACAGUUCACAAUCUACCAGAUCCAAGAAAGGUGUAUCUACAGAGACCACGGAUCCAAAUUUAAAUAAUGCAACUACACAAGAUUCCAAGCAGUUAGUUAUUAAUUCGAAGGAAAAUUUAAAUGACGGCAAAGUAUAAACUAAGUAAUUGAAUUGAAGAAAUUAAUGCUCAAAGCUCUGAAAAAAUAGA